Pistacia vera is the source of this 2358-nucleotide messenger RNA. RefSeq lists its product as uncharacterized. The transcript has 9 exons. Bases 1 to 2082 code for a protein of 693 amino acids. Lineage: Eukaryota; Viridiplantae; Streptophyta; Magnoliopsida; Sapindales; Anacardiaceae. The record is from RefSeq and is a predicted model, not a curated record. Gene Ontology annotation, biological process: plant organ development. Gene Ontology annotation, cellular component: chloroplast inner membrane.
AUGCCGAGUCGAACUCUAGAUGGUAAGACACCUUAUGAGGUACUUUUUGGUAAACCACCUACAGUUGAUCAUCUCCAAGUAUUUGGGUGUCUAUGCUACUCUACAAAUUUAAAGGGGAAUGAUAAAUUUUCUCCUCAGGCUAUUCCCUGUGUUUUUAUGGGUUACCCAAUGCAUCAGAAAGGUUAUCGCCUAUAUGAUCUCACCGCAGAGAACUUUCUAGUUUCUAGGGAUGUGGUUUUUCAUGAAGAUUCUUUUCCAUUUUUAGACAGGUCUCCCUUUGACGACUCCCAACAGUCUUCCAUUCUUUUCGAAGAUACUUCCACAGCAGACUUGUUCAGCCCCUUUUAUACCAUGCAUCCCAUUCCAAACAUGGGACCCUUCCAGUCCACCUCUGAACCAGUUUCUACAGAGACACAGCUUCCUGGUCCUUCUCAUACUUCAUCUCCAGAGAACCAGUUUUCUGAUCCACCUCCCUUGGACAAUACACCCAUUGCCAUGGCCGAUGAGCUCAGUGCCCUCUCUCAGAAUCACACCUGGAAUCUUGUUCCUCGUCCCUCUCAUAGGAAACCCAUUGGUUGCAAAUGGGUUUACAAGGUCAAGCACCGUGCUGAUGGCUCCAUUGAGUGUUACAAGGCUCGUCUCGUUGCCAAAGGUUUCACCCAGAGAGAAGGUUUUGAUUACCAAGACACAUUUUCUCCCGUAGCCAAGCAUGUCACUGUUCGGACCUUCUUGUCCAUUGUUGCCCUCCGUGAUUGGUCCCUUCACCAAAUGGAUGUCCAUAAUGCCUUUCUUCACGAAGAUCUUCAUGAAGAAAUUUAUAUGGACCCUCCUCCCGGACUUCGUAGACAGGGGGAGAAUAUGCUUGCAGUUGGUGGAGGUGGUGGUGAUAUUGGAAAGAAAAUCAACCAUGGUGGUGGUGAUGGAGGUGAUGAUGAUGGUGAUGAUGAUGACUACUUUGAUGAUUUUGAUGAUGGUGAUGAGGGAGAUGAGAAUGGACUUUUCCGGAGGCGGAUGCUUCUUGAAGACCUCUUUGAUCGAAAAUUCUUAGAAGCGGUGUUGAAUGAAUGGCAGAAGACAAUGAUGGAUCUACCUACUGGUUUCCGACAAGCUUAUGAAAUGGGAUUAGUCAGCUUUGCUCAAUUGGUAAAAUUCCUAGCAAUCAAUGCUAGACCAACCAGUACCAGAUUUAUUUCGCGAGCACUUCCUGAAGGAAUUUCCAGGGCAUUUAUUGGCAGGAUGAUUGCAGAUCCUGCCUUUUUAUAUAAGCUUCUUUUAGAGCAGGCUGCUACUAUUGGUUGCACUGCUUGGUGGGAGUUCCAGAAUCGUAAGGAGAGGAUAAAGCAAGAAUGGGAUCUUGCCCUUAUUAAUGUGCUAACAGUAUCAGCAUGCAAUGCUUUUGUUGUUUGGUCACUUGCCCCUUGUCGUUCUUAUGGAAACACAUUCCGGUUUGACUUGCAAAAUACAUUGCAGAAGCUCCCAAACAAUAUAUUUGAAAAUAGUUACCCACUUAGAGAAUUUGAUUUGCAAAAGAGAAUCCACUCCCUUUUCUUUAAGGCUGCAGAGUUAUGUAUGGUGGGAUUAACUGCUGGAGCAGUGCAGGGUUCCUUGUCGAAUGUUUUGGCUGGUAAAAAGAAGGAAAGGUUAUCCGUGACAAUCCCAACUGUGAGUACUAAUGCGCUUGGUUAUGGUGCUUUCCUUGGACUUUAUGCAAAUUUGAGAUAUCAGCUGUUUUGUGGAUUUGAUAGAGCAGUGAUCAACCAUUUUGAUGUUAUUGGAGUCACGCUGUUCUUGAGCAUGGCUUUGAGGAUUUUACACGUUCAAUUAGGAGAAAGAUCAAGGCUGGCUUGGCUAGGUGUAGAGGCAGAUCCUGUGGUUCAAUCAGACGAGCUUUUGAAGGCUGCUUACAACAGACCAUCUGAGGAUGCUGUGAGGUCAUCAUCAAAAUGGUUUAUAUCGAAGAAUGCCAUCGUUUCUGGGCUCGGUCUCCUUGGAAUCAAACAAGGAAUUGUUGAUGAUGGUGAAGCACGGGCUCCAAAAUCUCAAAGGAAGAGGAUUGUCCGGAAGAAAGUGAGCGCAACUUAAGCUUGCUGGUAUAUUCAGCAGAGUCCAAUUUUGGCACCAGACAAUGAGACAACGCUGAAGUCCUCGAGAAUCCUUGAUAAGGAAAGAACAAUUAGGAGAUGGUGUUUUCGCAAUUUUAGGUACCUCGUAGAGGGAUUAACAAAUUGCAGCAGUUUUUUUAUUACUGUAACAUGGAGAUUAAUUUUGGUGAUGAGUUAACAAAUUCUUUCACUUUGUUUUUCCAAUUUUUAUCUUGAAUUAAUGGUAAUAAAAAUUUCAGUUUAUAUCUUAGCUAAA